AUGUCUAAUAUACAUGAUCCAUUUCGUUAUGAACUUGAAAAAUAUUCAAGAUCUUAUCCUUCUACUUCUUCAACUUCGAAUCAAUGGACUCAUAUAUCACGACCAAAUGUUUUCGUUUAUCUCGAAAAUAUGUUUCCCGCAGGUAUCAUUGUUGCGGGUGUCGGUGAACCUAUAUUAAAAGUUAUUGCUGAUCAAAAUACUUUAUUGGAAUGCUUGAAUGUUUCCUAUCGACACGCAAAUAUUUUAAAAGCAAAAGCUUUAUUGAGAAGUCCUACUAUUGGUAUAAGAUACAAUUACUCAAUAGUAGAUAGAAAUGGAGUGACUACCGCUCAGGAAGUUCGUAAAUUCCAAUUAAGAUUUAAAACUAUCGAAGAUUUUGAAGCUUGCGCUGGAAUUAUUGGGAGAUAUAUUAGUUGUAAACCUAUUCUUGGGAAUGGUUCAAACGUAUCAUCGUCUACCAGUGACUUAGGAUUAUCCAAUCAUGCCCAAGUCUUAAACAAAAUUCAACCACCAUUAAGUGUAAUGCAGCAACAAAUUACAAAGCCACAAAAAGAGCAAUCUGUGGCACUGACGACACGUCAAGAAUCAUGUCAAAAAGAGUAUAUUGUUCUUGACUCACCUUCACGACCUUCUACCUCAUCUUCAACUUCUUCAUUUGCUGCUACAACGGAUAUUAGUUCAAAACCACUUCAAAGAUCAUGCACAGAUAUUUCAUUUCAAACUCCAAUAACUCAAAAAUCUGUUACUAACAUUUUAGAAUCAACGAAUCAGAGCUUAUAUAAUCCCCAGAUUUCUCCAUUACCGCAAAGAAUAGAUCAACGACAAACUUCCCCAAUCCAAACAACAAAUAAUUUAGAAUUUCAUACAUUAAAUCAACCAUCAUCGUCAAAUGAAUCAAAUGAUUUUAAUUCAUCUCAAAAGGCUGUUAAUAGUAUGGACCCUGUUAAAGAACAUAUGAACCUUGUUAAAUAA
Molecule: messenger RNA, 972 nt
Organism: Scutellospora calospora
Lineage: Eukaryota; Fungi; Glomeromycota; Glomeromycetes; Diversisporales; Gigasporaceae
Source: the annotation of a GenBank genome assembly